AGUUUGGAAACGCUGAUUAUAUCAACUCUUCGAAUUUACAAAAGGAAACAAUUUAAAGAAGUAGAAAUAAUUAAACUCUAAAAUGUUUUGUUCAAUUGUAAGGCAGUUCGGUUACACUGAGGGAGAGAGUGAGUGAGCUGCUAAAUCUGGAUUCUUUCUCCCUCUCUGGCGGUGAAUUGAUGAUUGCAGUAGAAGAUAACAGAGGAAUGACCUAGUUAAUUCGAGUGACCGAGUAAAAAAGAAAAUAAAUAAAAAAAAGAGCCCACUCAUCAGCUUCGGCUUUCCUCUGAGUAAAAGUAAUGGCGGGGGUGACAACUUCUGUCUUAAGGAGUUAGCUUCAUAAAGUGACACAAGCUGGUACAUACGUCGAAAUCGUACUGCACACACAUACAUACAGGAACAUGAAUUUUAAGAGUGCGAUUAGGUGUGUGCAUAGAGAUAUGGCCACGCUGUGUGCAAAUAUAUCGCUGUCAUUAAGUUUUAGAUAGAUGUUAAACAAAUCAAAAUAGAAUUGUGUUGUACAGAUGCAUUUAUCUUGGUUUUAUAUGGUUGCAAUAUAAACUGAGGAAAAUAUUUAUAGAUAUAGGAAAAAUGGACAAUAUACUCUUUUAUAUCUGACCAUAGGUGAAGCGAUUGAUUUUAACUUGUAAAAUAGUCCCUUUCACUUUCUCUGUUUUAACUCUGUCUCUCUCUCUCUCUCUCAAGUUAUUGUUAUAAACAUUUCUAUCUAGAAACACAUACUUAAGCACACGCGCUUUUACGUAUAUGCGCGUGCAUGCUACUCAUCCUUUCCAUACCUCGGGAUUUUCCCCUUUUGCAUCAAUAUUUUGAGGUGUGUAAUUAAAGAAAUUGAUCAUGGCUGCGUUAGAUACGGACUCCUUUAGCAGGCAAACUUCGCUUCGAAGAUCAAGAAGAAAACCGAACACGCCAUAUGCAAGUAAGUGUCAUUUCUAAACGCAUACAGUAUCAAUUUUUAAAAGAUAUUCGGCAGCAGUUAAAUGACCAGUUAAAAUGUUUGGAGUAUAGACUGGACACUGAAGUGGCCAUUGUCCUUGAAAUGGAGGAUUUUUUUAAGAAGAUCUCAGAAAUAGAAAGUGAAUAUGGAAAAAAUUUGGAGAGACUAGUCAGACAAAUCAAUACAAAACAUAAAACUGAAAAACAGAAACGAGAACAUUGGCCAUUUUUCUCAAUGUACACCUGCUGGCAAAAUCUACUCAACAUUACAAAAAAACAGGGUCAUGACCAUAACACACUCAGUGAAAUUUGUAACAACCAAAUGGUAUCCCGUCUCCAAGAUAUUGUUGAAAAUUCCCAACGUAUCUUCAAAAAAUGUCGAGAAGUUGGAAUUGAAAGUCAUGAAGAUAUUUUGAAAGUUCUUCAUGAAUUGCAAAAUGCAAUGAAGACUUAUCAUGCAUAUCAAGCUGAAGCUAAGAAUGCUGAAGCUAAAUUGCAAGAUGUCCAAGCACAAAAGAAGAAACUUGAACAACAACUCCAAGGUAAAACUGGAACCACAAGAAGUUUAAAAAGAUUUGAACAUAGGGAAGAAAAGCGGAAACACAAAUACAAUGAGAACAAAUUAAAGGCUUUGAAAGCACGAAAUGAUUAUCUUUUAUGUAUAGAGUCUGCUAAUGCUGCCAUCAAUAAAUAUUACUCUGAUGAUAUCACAGACCUUAUGGAUUGUAUGAAUUUUGGUUACCAUAGUUGUGUUGCUCGAACUAUGAAAAUGUAUCUUUCAUCCCACGAACAGUUACGUAACUCUCACCAGAGAGCUAUUGACCGACUGAAUCAAUGCAUCCAAGGUCUUGAUGCUCGGGCAGACAAACAAAAGUUCCUUGAGUUACACAAUGCUAUGUUCAUGUUACCAAAAAAGUUUGAGUAUCAACCAUAUAAAGGAGAUGAGGCACGCUCUAUCAAUGCAGUUGUGGAUGAAAUGACCCAUCGCUGUGAAACCUUAAAAGCACGAUUAGAAGGUGUACACUUAGAAAAUGAUGAAUUGUGGAAAACACUUGAGACUGCCGAAAACUCCCUUAUGAAAAUGAUCUCUGUGAACGAUCACGAUGUGACACUCCUCUUCUUAACUGAUAACCCUCCUCCACCAAAGUCUCCCCAUGAGGCUGCAAAACACAAAGCAGAUCGCUUGGAGACGGAGUCUUAUUAUCUUUCUAAAUUUAAGGAAUACACACUUAGCUGUAAUCGUCUUGCUCGGUUGCAAUCAAAACACAACGCUAUACAGAAAGCUGCUGGUGAAGGCAUAAACAAUUCAGGAACCAUAAUGCGACCUUUAUCUUUCCGAGCAAAACCUAGGAAGCGUCGUAUUGGCCGUACACCACCUGUAGGGCAGCCAAAAUUGUUUGGAGGCAGUCUUGAAGAAUAUAUUGAUAAUACAGGAGAAGAAAUUCCUCUGAUUAUUCGUAGUUGCAUACGUGUUAUAAAUCUUCACGGCAUUCAUCAUCAGGGUAUAUUCAGAGUAUCUGGCUCUCAAGUUGAAAUCAACGAAUUUAAAAGUAGUUUUGAAAAAGGUGAAGAUCCCCUGAUAGAUAUGGUGGAUGCUAGUGACAUUAACUCUGUGGCUGGUGUGCUCAAACUGUAUUUUAGAGAACUACGGGAACCUCUUUUUCCAUUGCAUUUAUUUGAUGAACUGAUCAAUUGUACAAGAGUAGAAGAUCCUAAUGUACGUAUUGAAAAGAUUAAGGAAUUAAUAACCACCCUACCCCGAUCCAUCUUUAUUGUAAUGAGAUAUCUCUUUGCUUUCUUAAAUCAUCUGUCAGAAUACAGUGAUGAAAAUAUGAUGGAUCCUUACAACCUUGCCAUCUGCUUUGGACCAACCCUUCUUCCUAUCCCACCUGACAGGGACCAAGUUAGUUAUCAAAGCAAUGUGAAUGAUCUCAUCAAAACUAUUAUCAUCAAUCAGGAAGAAAUCUUUCUCAAUGAUGGAGGGGAGGUUUAUGAAAAAUGGAUCCUGGAUAAUCAGGAUAACAUUGAUGGCAAUGAAGAAGAUGAAGUAGGUUCCUUGCCAAGUGAUGAAGAAGCCUCCUUCUGUGGUAAGCCUGAAUCCCUCGGAAACAUCUUUAUAAUUCCCUCUUUCCCAGCAUGUGUCUACAUUUGUUCUCCUCAAUACAGCUUAAUGCCACCCACCAGCCUUUUGGUGUUCAUUGUUUUAUAUUUCUAUGUUCUAGGCAACUGAAAAGCUUCAUUGCUC
Molecule: messenger RNA, 3199 nt
Organism: Octopus bimaculoides (California two-spot octopus)
Lineage: Eukaryota; Metazoa; Mollusca; Cephalopoda; Octopoda; Octopodidae
Product: SLIT-ROBO Rho GTPase-activating protein 1-like
Biological process (GO): signal transduction
Molecular function (GO): protein binding
Source: RefSeq, a predicted model, not a curated record